AUGACUGCGUCGGAAGUGUCGUAUAAUCGCAAAAUUAUAUCUGAAGAUUUAUCAAAUGUUGAAUUUGAUACGAGCGAAGAUGUGGAAGUUAUCCCUACUUUUGAUUCUAUGGGAUUGCGGGAUGAAUUAUUACGAGGGAUAUAUACCUACGGUUUCGAAAAGCCAUCUGCGAUCCAACAAAGAAGUAUAUUACCUAUUGUAAAAGGUAGAGACGUGAUAGCUCAAGCGCAGUCGGGUACUGGUAAAACAGCAACAUUUUCAAUAUCUAUUUUACAAUCUCUGGAUACCACAUUACGUGAAACUCAAGUGCUUAUACUGUCACCAACACGCGAAUUAGCCACACAAAUACAGAAAGUUAUCCUUGCCUUGGGCGAUUUCAUGAAUGUGCAAUGUCAUGCUUGUAUUGGUGGCACAAAUCUUGGUGAAGAUAUUCGGAAGCUUGAUUAUGGUCAACAUGUCGUUUCCGGUACCCCAGGCAGAGUUUUUGACAUGAUAAGAAGGCGUGUGCUGAGGACAAGAUCUAUUAAAAUGCUAGUCCUGGAUGAAGCUGAUGAAAUGUUGAACAAAGGGUUCAAGGAGCAGAUCUACGAUGUUUACCGAUACUUACCACCUGCGACACAAGUUGUGCUCAUUUCUGCAACACUGCCCCAUGAAAUUCUGGAAAUGACUUCCAAGUUUAUGACUGAUCCCAUUAGGAUUUUGGUUAAACGUGAUGAAUUGACACUUGAAGGCAUCAAGCAGUUCUUUGUAGCGGUUGAGCGUGAAGAGUGGAAAUUCGACACUCUGUGUGAUCUCUAUGAUACAUUGACAAUAACUCAAGCAGUCAUCUUCUGCAAUACGAAGAGAAAGGUGGACUGGCUCACACAAAAAAUGCAGGAAGCAAACUUCACAGUCAGCUCUAUGCAUGGUGAUAUGCCACAAAAAGAGAGAGAUAACAUCAUGAAAGAGUUCAGAUCUGGUCAAAGCCGAGUCCUCAUAACAACUGAUGUCUGGGCGAGAGGUAUCGACGUACAGCAAGUUUCGCUUGUAAUCAACUAUGAUUUGCCUAACAAUCGUGAAUUGUACAUUCACCGAAUUGGUAGAUCUGGUCGAUUUGGGCGAAAAGGUGUCGCCAUUAAUUUUGUGAAGUCAGAUGACAUCAGGAUACUGAGAGACAUCGAGCAAUAUUACUCUACACAGAUUGACGAAAUGCCCAUGAAUGUUGCUGAUUUAAUAUAG
Molecule: messenger RNA, 1218 nt
Organism: Arctia plantaginis
Lineage: Eukaryota; Metazoa; Arthropoda; Insecta; Lepidoptera; Erebidae
Source: the annotation of a GenBank genome assembly